CACAAUAGCUAGCCUAACCAGUGAGCCAAGAGAUCUAGCACACUAGCUAGGAGAUGGCCAGUGGAAUCGUGACGGUGGCGAGUGGUGUGAUGAAUCCUCUCAUCAGCAAGCUCACCACUCUCAUGGGCGAUGAGUACAUCAAGUUCAAAGGGGUGAGAAAGCAGGCCUCAUUCCUCGAGAAGGAGCUCAGCGCCAUGAAUGCUGCCCUUCAGAAGCUCGAGCUCAUUGAUGAGAUUGAUCCAACCGUCAAGGAUUGGAGGGACCAUGUUAGGGAGAUGUCGUAUGACAUGGAGAAUUGUAUUGAUGACUUCAUGCGACAAUCUCGUGCUGACGAUGCCAAGGCGGGCUUCAUCAAGAAGACUUCUCGGCGCAUCAAGAAGUUGCGGGAGCGUCUUCGGAUAGCCGACCGGAUGGAAGAGCUCAAGACUCUUGCCUUGGAGGCAAAUGCUCGACGCCAAAGGUAUAAUGUUGAUGAUUGGAAGCCUACCUCGAGCACUGUGGCUUUUGACCCUCGAUUACGAGCGGUGUACCAGGAGGCGGAUACUCUCGUGGGCAUUGAUGGCCCAAGGGAGAAGGUUGCCACCAUUUUGAUGGAUGCUCGAAAGAAACUCAAGGUGGUGUCGAUUGUGGGCUUUGGUGGUCUUGGUAAAACUACACUUGCUAAGCAGGUGUAUGACAAGAUAGGCUCGUUGUUCGACUCCAAAGCAUUCUUUUCGGUUUCGCAGAGGCCUGAUAUGACUGAGUUGCUCAAUAGUUUCCAGUUGAAACUAGGGAUGAGGGAUCCCGAUACAUCUCGUCCUCGCAAGGUUGAAGACAUCAUUGAAGAGCUAAGGCAACAUCUGAAGGAGAAGAGGUACCUGAUUGUUGUCGAUGAUGUGUGGGAUCAAUCAACAUGGAAUACUAUUAAGUGUGCUUUUCCAGAAGAUAUUAAUGGAAGUAGAGUAAUUGUUACAACACGAGUGGAAGAUGUGGCUGCAGCAGCCUGUCAGAAUGACGGCGAGGGCAUCUACAAAAUGAAACCCCUCAGUGAGCAAAACUCAAGAAUGUUAUUGUUGAAUAGAGUAUUCGGGUCCAAAAAUGAUUGUCCACCCCAACUAAAAGAAGUUAUGGCUGAGAUUUUGAAGAAGUGUCAUGGAUUGCCACUUGCAGUUAUCACAAUAGCUAGCCUAUUAGCCAAUAAAGAAACAUCAAGGAAGUGCUGGGAGAGCAUAAGGGAUUCUUUGGGUACCCAGCUUGCCACAAAUUCCACCUUGGAAGAGAUGAAGAGUAUAUUAAACUUGAGCUACAGGCAUCUUCCUGCUCAUCUUCGGGCAUGCCUUUUGUACUUUGGUAUGUAUCCCGAGGACUCUCACAUCUGGAAGGACGAUCUGGUUCGACAGUGGAUAGCUGAAGGCCUUGUCAGUAAUUUGCAUGGGCAUGACCUGGAGGAUGUUGGCAGGAGUUACUUCAAUGAGCUUAUCAACAGAAGUUUGAUUCAGCCUGGUAAGAUAUUUCGCGAAGAGGUGUUCUCAUGCAGAGUGCAUGACCUGAUGCUUGAUUUCAUCUUAAGCAAGUGUGAUGAAGAUAACUUUAUAAGUGUGGUGUACAAUUAUAAUGACAUGGCAAGACUGGAUGGCAACAAAUACAAGGUUCGCCGAUUAUCUCUGAGCUCUGUUUCUGGCCGUGGAGCAACAUAUGCCCCAACUAUUGACGUGAGCCUAUCACAAGUUCGGUCAUUUACACUUUUCUGGACCCCCCUGCCUUCUCUUUUGUUGUUCAAGUAUCUCCGAGUGUUGAAUAUAGAAGAAUGCAACCAAGAUAGGGAGGCCACACUUGACCUCACUGCUAUUGGCCAAUUGUUUCUUUUGAGGUAUUUGCUUGUUAGAGUGGCAUGUUUUGUGCAGCUCCCUGCUAAACUUCAAGGGCUUGUUUACUUGGAGACGUUGAAAAUGCCUCUUGCACAGCUCAAGAGCAUCCCCUCGGAUAUGGUUCGGUUGUCUCACUUGUCCUACCUUGAUAUUAGGAUGGAAAAAUUCAUGUCUGAAUGUGUUGGGAAUAUGAAAUCACUGCACGGUCUGAUAAUAGAUGACGUGAUUUCAGUGAAGGUUAUUAUGGGUCUCGGAGAGCUGACCAAUCUAAGGAAACUGGAUAUCAGAGUGAAUCGUUGGGAAAAGCCAGAACGUGAUGCUUUCGCCAGCUCCCUUGGAAAGCUCCGUAACCUCAAAUGUCUCGAAUUCACUGGUCGCUUUAUUAGUAAAGAAGAUAAUGAACUGGACUCACUGUCCAAUCCUUUUCCGCGUCUCGAGGAAUUUAUCGCCACCUCUUCAUGGAAAUUCCGUAGGGUUCCCGUAUGGAUGGGUGGUCUAAAUUGCCUUCGCAUCCUGGAGUUGAGUGUGAAGGAGGUGUCAACUGAGGAUGUCAAUCUUCUUGGAGAGCUUCCGUCCCUUGUUGUACUCUGGCUCGUGUCGUCACAUAUCCCAAAAGAAAGGGCUAUGUUGGGCACGGGACUGUUCCCGGUUCUCAAGAGAGUAAGACUCGAAUUUGGGGCUGAGGAGGAUGUUGGGGGUUACCUAGGGUUCGAGGCGGGGGCCAUGCCCAACCUACGAGACCUCAUUUUCUCCAUAUCGAGGGAACACGGCGGUAUACCAGUUGGCCUGGAGCACCUGCUACGCCUUGAGAAGGUCUUUAUGCUUGGGGCUCGCAUCGGUGAUGCCAUAGUAUCUGCGUUAAGGGACGCUUUAUCAGCGCACCCAAACCACCCUUACGUUGGCCCUUGACUAGUUGAUUUCUUGUGUCUCGAAAUGCAGGUUGUAUUUGUCAAACUGCAUGGUCAUUCUGUUUUACCAGCAGUGAGCUGCUCAGCAGGUCUUUCAAUUAACGAUGGGCAUGUGGACGUUUUACCAUGUAAUGUAAUCUUAUCUUAUCUACCCCUGCAUAUUAAUUUCCGCGUGCAUCAUAAGGUGUACAUCCAACUGAACCUGGCCUAUAAUUUCUGUAGUGGAAUGUGCAUGAUUUGAUAUAGUAUUGUGUGAUGACUGGA
Hordeum vulgare subsp. vulgare (domesticated barley) is the source of this 3019-nucleotide messenger RNA. RefSeq names its product disease resistance protein RGA5-like. Lineage: Eukaryota; Viridiplantae; Streptophyta; Magnoliopsida; Poales; Poaceae. Gene Ontology annotation, molecular function: ADP binding. Gene Ontology annotation, biological process: defense response to other organism. The transcript has 2 exons. The record is from RefSeq and is a predicted model, not a curated record. Bases 54 to 2756 code for a protein of 900 amino acids.